UUUAUAGGGUUUAUUUAGUGAAAAAUUUUAACUAUUUAUUACUAUUUAUGCUUCAUGUUACUGUUUUUGAAGUCGCGUCGCGGAAAAGUGACGUAUGAAACGCGCCAAAUUCAAAAUGAUUGAGUUAGACAAAACUUAGCUUUUGCACGGAUACGAGACUGCAGUUCUGUGUUUCGACGAUGCAARGGAGACUCAAACGGAACAAAAACAUUAAGGACUCUGUGACUAAAGACCAACAAACCGAGGUAAUCGUGUUGUCGAGCUGCUCCGAAGAUGAACAGCACCCAGAGAGGAGGACCUGCGGGGCGGGUUUGAAAACUGCACCAAUUUUCCUCCGUACGAACCAACUCAGGAGGAGAAAUCGAAGCUCCAAUGGGGAGUCUGAUCGACAGGCUGUACACAAACCAGUGCUCAUUCCUCCUGAUGUGGUGAGAAGUCCACCCGCAGUUUCCAAAGGACCUGAAGUGUCCUCCUGGAGUGGACACCUGCUGCCAUCAUGUUUGCGAAGAAGUGUCCUGGAAGAAAUCCGAGCAUCAAACCCAGCUUUUCCACUUCACACAGUUUUCAGCAGUUUGCAGAACAAAACGGGUCCAAGGCUGCAGGACUUGGGGUCUUCAGACUUCUUACAGAAGAGCUUAAACAAGAGGAUGCCAAAGCGUCUGAGGUCCAGUCUCUGUGCAGAGGCUGGGACAGGAUUCUGUCCACUGUCAGGACAGGGUGUCCAGGAGAGGACUGUCCUCAGUGGAAAGAAGCAACCUGGCAGCAAACUGAGUCGCAGCCACAGGCUGGAGCAUCAGAGGAUGGAUCAGACGGAGUUGGACACAGCCUCUGCUAUGAUCCAUGGAGAUGUCUGCUCUGGUGAACGUCUUUGGACGGAUAAAUACAGUCCUCGACAUUCAGGUGAAGUCAUUGGUCAUUCUGCCUCGGUAAACAAACUGCACAGCUGGUUGAAGAAAUGGAAACUUAGAGCUGACAGUGACGAGAGGAGGAAAGCAGAGGAAAGGAAACGAGAAGAACUCGCGUUUCAUAUUUCUGAUUCGUGGGACUGUGGAGACUUCCAGGGAGAGGCUUUAUUGGAUACUGCAGAGGAGGGACUAUUGCGUAACGCCGUGCUGCUUACAGGACCCCCGGGCGUGGGCAAGACUGCCUCAGUGUAUGCCUGCGCUCAGGAGCUCGGCUUCAAGGUGUUCGAGGUGAACUGCUCGUCGCAGCGCAGUGGCCGGCUCGUUCUGGCUCAGCUGAAGGAGGCCACCCAGUCUCACCUGGUGGAGGCGUCUGGAGAAGGUCCACUAAAACCAGCGUACUUCAACAAUUACAGCACCAACAGCUGCACUCCUAAACCCGAGGCUUUACUUGGAAAACUGCAGCUUCCUCGAAGUGCCCCGCUUGCCUUGAAAAGAAAGGCAGCUCGUAACUUGAGCUCACGCAGUCGCAGAAGAGCCAAAGCUGAACCCGCGGACGUCACUUUGGCUCACUACUUCAAGAUGAAGCAGAAAGCGGAUCACUUCCACGUUUCUGGCAUUUCCCAGUCUGGACAAUGCGAGUGGAAGAAAGCGACAGCCAACACACUGCAGGACUGUGAUCAGGCGGCGCCGCGGAGCACAAAGACGGCCACGUCUCUCAUCCUGUUUGAAGAGGUUGAUGUCAUAUUUGAGGAGGACGUUGGUUUCCUUGCAGCCAUCAAGGCUUUCAUAACGACCACUAAAAGGCCGGUUAUUCUGACCACCAAUGAUCCCUCUUUCAAAGAGAAAUUUGACUGCAGCCUGGAGGAACUCAUUUUCAAAACUCCUUCAGCAGUGAACGUGUGCAGCUACCUGCAGCUGGUGUGUCUGGCCGAACAGGUCCGAGCGGACCCRGACGACCUCAGCAGCCUCUUCAGACUGACGUGUGGAGACGUGAGACGCUGCCUGCUGCAGCUGCAGCUCUGGGUUCACAGCGGGGGAGGAUGCACCUCUCAGAUCGUGGGAAAAAACCAGUCACAGCAUUCAGAAACAAGUGCAGGAGGUGGUUCAGAUCCACAGUUUCCUCUGGUUCAAACAGGUUGUUCUGCCUACAUGUUGGGUCUCCACCCUGUAACCCUGAAAUAUCUUCUAAGCUUCUUAAAGUCUCAGUCUUGGACUCACACAGAUGUAGAGAGUCUUCUGAAACUCCUGGCUGAGAGCUGGAGAAGAGACGUGCCUCUUCUCUACACCAACCUGGAGCUCCUUCUGUCCGCUGGAGCUGCUGAAACGGACUCGCAGUUGCAGACUGAGCCCAGACGCUCUGACACGGACCUUCACGCCCAGAAACUGAACCAAAAUCCUGUUCCAGAGGGGUCAGUGCCCUGCAGCAAACCUGCCAGGACUGUAUCUCGCCUUAGCCGAAAGAGACACGCCAUGUUAGCCAAACCUGUAGGAGCGCGGUGUUUAAGUAGCGAACCUGAACUGCAGGCAGCCAGAGUGGCUGCGGACGCUUUAGGUGCCCUGGCAGAUUUCUUUGACCUCAUGUCUUGUAUCGACGCGCUGCCAGACGCAGGACGGCCUGUCUCACAYGGGCGUGAAGCGUUUGUCUGGACCGGAGCAGCAGUAAAGGACGGUUUGCUGGAUGAAAUCGGCGAGGAGGGCAGAGACAGCAGGAACCAGGAGAGGCUGCAGGAUAUCAAGGCAGCUGCUGAAGGCUUUGGGUUUCACCAGUGCUGCUGGAGAAUGUUUGAGGUGUGGAAAUACAAACAGGAGGACAAACUGCUGUUAGCUAGCUCCUCUAAACAACCCAACCUGAGCUUUACAGCCCAGCCUCUCUGGGCAUCAAGUUUAUCUGAAAGGAGCAGGAAGGUGAGCAGGAAGGUGCUCAGCAGUAAAUCCUUCAGCUUGUUGGGGAACCGACAGGCUGUCACUGUCGACUACAUGCCGGUCCUUCGCUUCUUCUGUGCACGACAAAAAACAGAACUGGGGAGGAGUUUGAACCACCGGAGCAGCGCUCACCUGGGCCUCUCUAGAUCAACCGUGCAGCUUCUGGCAGAAGAUUUCACUCUGAAAAACAUUUGGAAGAACACCUAAUUCUGACUUAUUGUACAGCGAUAACCCGAUAGAUCGUAUUUUAUAUUAAUAAAAGUAUAACUGAAAAGGCA
This is a messenger RNA of Austrofundulus limnaeus, 3106 nucleotides long. RefSeq names its product ATPase family AAA domain containing 5b (gene atad5b). The transcript has 14 exons. The record is from RefSeq and is a predicted model, not a curated record. Gene Ontology annotation, cellular component: nucleus. NCBI's taxonomy places the organism in Eukaryota, Metazoa, Chordata, Actinopteri, Cyprinodontiformes, Rivulidae. Gene Ontology annotation, molecular function: ATP hydrolysis activity; DNA clamp unloader activity; ATP binding. Bases 180 to 3035 code for a protein of 951 amino acids.